AAUUCAUGUGGAGGUCAGAGUGUAAGCAGGUGUGAGUGGGUCCAGCAGAAGGAAACAUGGCUGCCAAAGUGUUUGAAUCCAUUGGCAAGUUUGGCCUGGCCUUAGCUGUUGCAGGAGGCGUGGUGAACUCUGCCUUAUAUAAUGUGGACGCUGGGCACAGAGCUGUCAUCUUUGACCAAUUCCGAGGCGUACAGGACAUUGUGGUAGGGGAAGGAACUCACUUUCUCAUUCCUUGGGUUCAGAAACCAAUUAUCUUUGAUUGUCGCUCUCGACCACGUAAUGUGCCAGUCAUCACUGGUAGCAAAGAUUUGCAGAAUGUCAACAUCACACUGCGCAUCCUUUUCCGACCCAUUGCUAGCCAGCUUCCUCGAAUCUUCAUCAGCAUUGGGGAAGACUAUGAUGAACGUGUGCUGCCAUCCAUCACCACAGAGAUCCUCAAGUCAGUGGUAGCUCGCUUUGAUGCUGGAGAACUGAUUACCCAGAGAGAGCUGGUUUCCAGGCAAGUGAGCGAUGACCUCACGGAGCGAGCAGCAACCUUUGGGCUCAUCCUGGAUGACGUGUCCUUGACCCAACUGACCUUUGGGAAGGAGUUCACAGAAGCGGUGGAAGCCAAACAGGUGGCUCAGCAGGAAGCAGAGAGGGCCAGAUUUGUGGUGGAAAAGGCUGAACAGCAGAAGAAGGCAGCCAUCAUCUCUGCUGAGGGUGACUCCAAGGCAGUCGAGCUGAUUGCCAACUUCCUGGCCACUGCAGGUGAUGGCCUGAUUGAGCUGUGCAAGCUGGAAGCCACCAAGGACAUUGCAUACCAGCUCUCACUCUCUCGAAACAUCACCUACCUGCCGGCAGGGCAGUCCGUGCUCCUCCAGCUGCCCCAGUGA
Messenger RNA from Sciurus carolinensis (gray squirrel), 875 nucleotides. RefSeq names its product prohibitin 1-like. Gene Ontology annotation, biological process: mitochondrion organization. Lineage: Eukaryota; Metazoa; Chordata; Mammalia; Rodentia; Sciuridae. The record is from RefSeq and is a predicted model, not a curated record. Gene Ontology annotation, cellular component: membrane; mitochondrion.